Messenger RNA from Antrostomus carolinensis (chuck-will's-widow), 1061 nucleotides. Its product is annotated as sushi-repeat-containing protein SRPX-like. Gene Ontology annotation, biological process: phagolysosome assembly. The coding region runs from base 1 to 693 and encodes 230 amino acids. Lineage: Eukaryota; Metazoa; Chordata; Aves; Caprimulgiformes; Caprimulgidae. The transcript has 4 exons. The record is from RefSeq and is a predicted model, not a curated record.
AUGCCACCCUAUAACAGUAUGAUUCAUGCCAUCUCUUUUUUUUUUUUCUUCAUUUUUUUUUGCCUCUUGCUUAAAGUCAGGCGCUGUGUGAAAUUAAACGCCCCAGAUAACGGCUACAUCAAGUGUUCAGGUGAUGGAAAUAACUAUGGUGCUACGUGUGAGUUCUCCUGCAUUGGUGGCUACGAGCUGCAAGGAAGCCCAGCUAGAGUAUGCCAGUACAAUUUGGGGUGGUCAGGAGUGGAGCCAACCUGUGCACCCAUGAAUAUUAAUGUGAAUGUGAGGACUGCAGCUGCACUUCUGGAUCAAUUUUAUGAGAAGCGGAGACUGCUAAUUAUUUCAACUCCUACUGCAGCCAAUUUCUUCUACAGGAUGCAGUUGGGAAUGCUGCAGCCAGCACAGUGUGGUUUAGACCUCCGACAUGUUACUGUAGUGGAACUGGUUGGUGUCUUCCCAGCACAGAUAGGAAGAAUAGGUGUAAAGCUGCUGCCCCCAUCACUCGCUCUCCAACUCAGGCUGCUGCUGAGGAUCCCCCAUUACAAUUUCAACAUCGUGGUGAUGGACAAGCACGGAAUGGACAAGGAACGCUAUCCUUUCCCAGCAACACCAGCUGAGCUGUUUGCACUUAUUGACAAUUUUCCCUUGAGAAAAGAAGAGAUGAAACUGCAAGCAGAAAUUGGUCAGUCAUGUCCCUGACUCAGGAUUGCAGGGCUUGCAGUUGUCGGUGAAUGUUUUUAGUCCACAUAAUUCGCCACUUGGUGCUACACAAAGCAUGGCUUUUUUAAUCACUGAUGUACAGAUUUUUUGUGUGUAUUGUUAAGUCUGUCCAGCUGUGUAGCUACUCUGCAUAGAAGUAUGCAUGAUGCUUUUUUGUACUUUCAGCCAUCUUUAGACCAAUGUGUAUGUAGGAUUACUGCCCAAUGGAAUUUCUUGUACAGAGAGUGAAGAACUGAGGCACGUUUCUGGGAGUUUAUUUUGGAUUUUUCAUUCAGUGUAAAAUUGAGGUUUCUUUCUUACUUUUUACAAGUUUACAAGUCUUUUUAUUAAUAAAAUAUUGUUUUGCA